Aspergillus welwitschiae is the source of this 947-nucleotide messenger RNA. It is a transcript of the gene srgA, whose product is annotated as Rab family GTPase srgA. Lineage: Eukaryota; Fungi; Ascomycota; Eurotiomycetes; Eurotiales; Aspergillaceae. Gene Ontology annotation, cellular component: endosome; plasma membrane. The transcript is spliced from 3 exons. Gene Ontology annotation, biological process: protein secretion; protein localization to plasma membrane; regulation of exocytosis. Gene Ontology annotation, molecular function: GTPase activity; GTP binding. The record is from RefSeq and is a predicted model, not a curated record. Bases 246 to 866 code for a protein of 206 amino acids.
GAUAAACUCAGUGAAGUGAAGCUUUGGUUCCAGUCAAUACCAAAUUGUCGAGAAACCAUAAGCGGGACCGGAAGGGAUAGGAGAAAAGAGAGGGGGCACGCAAGUCCAACAGAGGGAGAGGGGAGAAUAACGUCAGACCCAACUAAGACGAUUAUCGAGUAGGGGCCAGCACAACGCAGAACUUGAGUCACUAUCACGGCUAUUAUCCCUCGCCCUCUGUUUACCUCGAGUCUGCAACAACAAAGAUGGCUGGUACAAGGAACUACGACUUUCUGAUCAAGUUACUACUUAUUGGGGACUCUGGGGUGGGAAAGUCAUGCUGUCUAUUGCGAUUCAGUGAAGACUCGUUCACUCCGUCGUUCAUUACUACCAUCGGAAUCGACUUCAAAAUACGUACCAUCGAAUUGGACGGUAAAAGAGUAAAGCUCCAGAUAUGGGAUACAGCUGGGCAAGAGCGAUUUAGAACUAUCACUACUGCUUACUACAGAGGAGCCAUGGGCAUUCUUCUUGUAUACGAUGUCACUGAUGAAAGAUCAUUCCAAAACAUUCGCACCUGGUUCUCAAAUGUCGAACAACAUGCGAGCGAAGGCGUUCACAAGAUCCUUAUUGGCAACAAAUGUGAUUGGGAAGAGAAGAGGGCUGUGUCAACCGAGCAAGGGCAGCAAUUGGCUAAUGAGCUGGGAAUACCAUUCCUUGAAGUAUCGGCUAAGAACAACAUCAACAUCGAGAAAGCGUUUUAUGAUCUCGCAUCCGACAUCAAAAAAGGAAUGGAUACGUCGAAGUCUGAACAGGUCGGCUCUCAGGGCGUGAGCAUAGACCAGCAAGGUUCCGGGUUGAAUGGCAGCGCAGGUGGGAAGUGCUGUUGAAUAGAUAGUGCACCCUCAUUUGGUCUUCGGGUUAUAUCUUUCCAUCAUGACUCUAUGUCUUUGCGCGUUACAGGUUUGUGU